Messenger RNA from Salvelinus sp. IW2-2015, 975 nucleotides. RefSeq names its product apoptosis regulator BAX-like. The record is from RefSeq and is a predicted model, not a curated record. Gene Ontology annotation, biological process: mitochondrial fusion; release of cytochrome c from mitochondria; positive regulation of apoptotic process. Gene Ontology annotation, molecular function: channel activity; protein homodimerization activity; protein heterodimerization activity. Gene Ontology annotation, cellular component: mitochondrial outer membrane. Lineage: Eukaryota; Metazoa; Chordata; Actinopteri; Salmoniformes; Salmonidae.
GCUGCUCGUCUGCUCUCGGCUUUCAUUCGACUGUCCAGUCUUGUUGUCGUCUGAGUCCGUUCCUAAUUUUUUGUGUUUAUAGAUUCUGCAUAUUAUCUCAAAGGAAUGUGAUAUUUUCUUAAUAGAGAUAAAACAGCAGCAACCAUCGCCUGUCAAAUAGAGCUAGAAUAGUUGUAUCCUGUUAUAAGAGAAUAACUACAAUUACUAUACUGAAGUUUUCUGAAGUUACAGCUCGCUAGCUAACGUUAUCGUUCGGGCUGGGUGUGGACUGCCAAUGGCGUGUGUAGAGACAUCAGAUGACAGAGUAGGAGAGGUCCUGCUGAAAAGAGUGAUGCAGGAGCAGCUGGAUGAGGUGUUGUCAUCAGAAGUMCCGGUAGUGGUCUCCACAGAAACCCAGGAAUUGGAGAGUGAGCAGGAGCAGAAGAUGGUGUUACAGCUGGCUGUGAUGAUACGUACCAUCGGAGACGCCUUCAAGGAGAACAGGGAGCUGGACGAUGUGAUAGAUGGAAUGGUGGGGCAAAUGACCAGCAAGCCCAGCUACUGGAAGUUGGUAGAAAAGGUAUUUGAGGACGGUCAAAUCACCUGGGAGAGAAUUGCUGUGCUGUUCUACGUAGCAGGGAGGAUAGCUGUCAAGGUGGUGAUUGCUAACCUCCCYGAGUUAGUGAAGGACAUUCUGAAGUGGACUCUGGAGUACUUCAGAAGCAAAUUACUGGACUGGAUCCAGAAACAUGGAGGAUGGAUGAACAGUUUCGCUGAGCUGGCACGUGUACAGGUGGAGAGGAUAUCCUCUAUGAGCGCCCGGUCCUCAGGACUCAUCCUGGUCUUCCUCGGAGGUGUCAUAAUGGGUAGUGUUAUCACCUGGAAACUGGUCAGGAGGACCUGACACACACACACAUACACAGUCCCACUCCGGUUCAAACGCAAUUGUUUGACAUGACAUGCAAACGUGUGGGCGUGCACACACACACACACACA